ACCAAAAAAGCGAGUUACAUGGAAGUGAAAAUUAAGAGAUCAUUUCCUUUCAAUGAAGAUUUUGUCGCAAACAAUAAAGUGAAAAAAUUAAAAAUACAUAAUCAAAUAUCAAGCGAUAUCAUUGACAUGUCUGGACAUAAUUUUAUAAAACAUUCCACAGUACAAUCCUUAGAAACACUGAAACGUAUUUCACUUGCUGAAAGAAUGGUGCCAAUGAAUAUUGAAGCUUAUGUGGGGCAAAAACAAAUCAUUGGCCCAGACACAGUUUUAAAUUAUUUAUUAGAGAAGGGAGAGAUUCCUAGCAUGAUAUUCUGGGGUCCACCUGGAUGUGGAAAGACAUCCUUGGCGAAUAUAAUAGCAUGUUUAAGCAGAAAAUUAACAAGUAACAAGGUGCACAUUGUGAAUCUAUCUGCAGCCAGUUCUGGUGUAAAAAAUAUAAAGGAUGCUGUUACCGUAGCAAAGGACAAAUCAAAAUUUGGAUGCAAGACCAUUGUUUUUAUGGAUGAAAUUCAUUGUUUCAAUAAACUUCAGCAAGAUAUAUUUCUGCCACACGUAGAGACAGGAAUAUUUACUUUAAUUGGUUGUACCACUGAAAAUCCAUUUUACAGUUUAAAUCCAGCUCUACUAAGUCGCUGCCGCAUGUUUGUGUUAAAUAAAUUAACAGAGUGCAAUGUAACAGAAAUUCUUCAUAAGGCAUUAGAAUAUAUAAAUGGAAAGAUGCUUGAUGUACGAGAAAAAGAACAGAUAAACAAUAGAGAGCAGAUUAAAUUCCAUUCCAAUACAAAACUUAAAUAUCAUGUUGAUAAUAAUACAAUACAAUGGUUAGCAGGAGCAUGCGAUGGUGAUGCACGUGUAGCCCUGAAUGCUCUAGAAUUAGCAACGCUUGCGAGGCAAGUAGAUGGAUCAAAAACAUCAUGCAAUAAUGAUAUAAUAAUAACUCUGGAAGAUAUUAAAAAAGGUUUAAUAAAAACACACACGCUUUCUGAAAAAGAAGCCAAUCAGAGCCAUCACAUAUAUUCCGCACUUCAUAAAUCGAUAAGAGCUGGUAAGACAAAUGCUUCUCUGUAUUGGUUGGCCAGAAUUAUGGCAGCUAAGGAAGAUCCGGUAAAUAUUGCAAGACGAUUAGUUAGAAUUUCUAGUGAAGACAUUGGUUUGGCAGAUCCAGAUGCUUUAGGUGUAGCUGUUCAUACAAUGCAUGGCUGUCAAAUGAUUGGUAUGCCAGAAUGUGACGUACUUUUGGGACAAUGCACAGUUUACUUAGCGAAAGCACCCAAGUCUCGAUUAAUAUAUAAUGCAUUAAAAGCAGCUGAAAAGAUGAUUUUGGAAUAUGAAGGUCCUCAACCGGCUGUGCCAUUACACAUGAGAUACAAUUCGGACAGAAAGCUAUAA
Messenger RNA from Atta colombica, 1389 nucleotides. Its product is annotated as ATPase WRNIP1-like. The record is from RefSeq and is a predicted model, not a curated record. Bases 19 to 1389 code for a protein of 456 amino acids. Gene Ontology annotation, cellular component: nucleus. The transcript has 3 exons. Lineage: Eukaryota; Metazoa; Arthropoda; Insecta; Hymenoptera; Formicidae. Gene Ontology annotation, molecular function: ATP hydrolysis activity; single-stranded DNA helicase activity; ATP binding. Gene Ontology annotation, biological process: DNA-templated DNA replication; regulation of DNA repair.